Molecule: messenger RNA, 1035 nt
Organism: Clonostachys rhizophaga
Lineage: Eukaryota; Fungi; Ascomycota; Sordariomycetes; Hypocreales; Bionectriaceae
Source: the annotation of a GenBank genome assembly
AUGGCACAAUCCAAGGCCAACGUGCUCAUAAUCGGCUCAGGAGGUGUCGGAACUAUGGCAGCCUAUGCCCUGGAAAUUGGUGGCAGGGCAGAGGUGACGGCUGUGCUUCGAUCCAACUUUGAGGCUGUGGUGCAGAAAGGAUUCGACAUCGAUUCCCUCGAACAUGGCCAUGACAUCAAGGGUUGGCGACCAACACAUAUCAGGCGAACCAUCCCAAACGUGGCUGAGGAAGAGCUUCCUGCAUUCGACUACAUCGUGGUGACCACCAAGAAUAUCCCGGAAGUCCCCCCUUCCGUGGAGGAUCUGAUUGCUCCAGCAGUAACACCAGGGAAAACAGCCAUUGUGCUCUCUCAAAACGGAUUGAACAUUGAGAGACCUAUUAUUAGUCGCUUUUCUACAAGCCCCAUCAUCAGCAGUAUCUCUCUUAUCAAUGUGGCAGAGACAUCCCAUGGGACGAUUCUUCACGACGAUAAUGACGUCCAAUUCAUCGGGCCAUUCAUCAGCCCAGUCAAACCUGAAAUCGUCGAAAGGGCUGCAAAGGAAUACAUAUCGCUCUAUAAUGCAUGCGGGAUUCUGAGGAUUGAAUAUGAGCACGACGUCCAGUUCACUCGUUGGCAAAAGCUUGUCUACAACUCAAGCUACAACACAGUUUCCGCAGCUCUCCAGAUGGAUACGAUACGAAUGCGCAAGAGUAUGCAUGUGAUCGACGAACUAGUGCGACCGAUUAUGCUUGAAAUUGUGGCUGCUGCAAAGGCCGCAGGGUACGAGCUCCCCCAUGAUAUAGUGCAGAAGAAGAUUCUCAACGACCCAAUUGACGUUGAAGUCCGACCAAGCAUGAUGCAAGACGUCAGCAAGGGUAACUUUAUUGAGAUUGAGAACAUUGUUCAUCAACCGCUCUUGGAGGGAACCUCUCGCGGUGUGCCUAUGCCCACCUUGCAGACGGUUUAUUACAUUCUCAAGGGUUUCCAAAGAAAGACGAUGGAGAAGAGAGGUCUUUGGGAACCUGCCUUCACCCCAGAUAAUCCGUAUAGAUAG